AUGCUUCCGAGUAGAGGGCUGAGGCCCGCACAUAUUGCUCCUUUGGCCUCGCGACAAUCUUCUGUUCUCUGUCGAGGUGCUGCGAGAAAAUUCUCAUCUUUCCCUCGCACUUCUGCUCUCCCAACCGGCUCUCGACGAACAAACCCUCUUCAAUCGGCAGCCUGGCGGGCUGGAGCGAUCCCUUCCUCGCCCAAUGCUACGUUGACAGCGAAUUCGGUACGAUACGGAUCAUGGUAUGCGCCGUGGACAUGGGGCAGAUCCAGCACGCCAUCACCUGACGCAGGUGCAAUUGAUUUCCAGAAAGCACAUCAGUCUGCAGAGGCAACAUCGGCACAAUCGGCGGUCGAGACAGUCACAACAGCGACGCCAGAAUUGACGCCGGCAGGUAUCGACAAAGCGCCAGUCGUGGAGAGCACAGCAACCGUUCAACCCACCGCAACAGCGGCGCCGGCCCAAACAGUUGAGGACUACGUUGACCAGCUCAUAUUGAACAACGACACACCCGCCGCAAUCCUUACUUCGACCGAUCCGCUCCACGCGAUUGAGAAGGUUGGAACACUCAAAGAGCUGGGACUUGACUAUGGAUGGGGCUUCACGGCAUUCUUCGAGUGGUUGAUCGAGAACGUUUACAUUUCGAGUGAGUUGGGCUGGGGUGCGUCCAUCAUAGUGUCGAGCGCCCUGAUCCGCAUCGGCUGCUUCUGGUUCCAGCGCUCCGCUUCCGACAACAUGGCCAAGAUGGCCGCCGUACAACCGAUCGUCAAGGACGUCCAGGCCGAGUUCAGCGAGGCCAUGCGGUCGGGCAACAGCGCCAAGACGGAAGCUCUCAAGAAGAAGAUGAACCAGAUCUACAAGCAGGCUGGAACGAAUCCUUUCAAGGGAUUCCCCCCGCUCAUCGCUCAGGGUCUUUUCGGUUUCGGUGCUUUCAGGUGCUUGCGAGGCAUGUCCCAACUCCCAGCGCCAGGCCUCGAGCAGGGUGGUUUCCUGUGGUUCCAGGAUUUGACCGUUGCGGACCCUUACUACGUCCUCCCGGUCGUGGUUGGCGGUGUGAUGCAUCUUUUGAUGAAGUACGGAGGAGAAACCGGAGCCAGCGACCAGACCACAGCAGGAGGCGUACAAUUCGCCAUGCGGACCAUCAUGCCCGCCUUCAUCACCGUCGUAACCUGCUGGCAACCCGCCGGCACCCAGCUCUACUUCGUCACCUCGACGCUCCUCGGUGCCGGAUCCGCGAAGCUUCUCCGAACCGCCUCGAUCCGACAAGCCCUCGGCAUCUCGCCCCUCCCCUCCGCCGAAAGCAAAGAAUUCUGGACCAAAGUCGCGCGCGGCGAAAUCUCCCUCGAGACCGCCGAGCAGACGCUCGCCGGCGGCGCGCCCCAGCAGCAAGCCGUCUACACCGCACCCACAACCCCCAAGACCACGCCCGGCACAAAGGGGAUCUCGCACCGGGGCCUCCGCCUCAAAUCCACGGCCGCGAUCCCCGACCACCUCCGCGCCGCCGAGGCCAAGAUCGACAAGAACAACCCGACGGGCGACAACGACUGGGAGGGCGGCCCGCCCGCCGACUUCAUGGGCAAGGUCGACUGGAUGCGGCGCAACUACGCGCCCCGGUACUUCUGGAACCGCACCAAGCUCAGCGUCGCGAAGCUCGCGUCGUCCCAGGGCCGCGACGACGUCGCCAGCGCGGUGCUGAAGCGCAAGAGGGACGCUACGAAGAGGAAGGCGGAGGAGUAUGAGGAGAGGAGGAGGGAGAGGCUGGGCGGGGGUAGGAAGUGAAAGGAAAGUACGAAAGAAAGAAAGAAGGUUAAGAAAAAUAAAAUAACCCACGCUUUGUAUAAUAUGUAGAUUUAUGAAGAGGGGAGCCGUUUUUAUCUCACUCAUAUCCGCCAAGGGAGCCUCCUGCUUUGCAUUACAUGGGAAAGAAUUCUGGGUCGGGAUAAAAGAGAGGAGGGAGAUAAAGAUCAUGGAAAGACACUGCAUUGUCCAUCUUCCUAGAGUCUCAGCUUUGGUUUCUCCCCUUCGUUGAUUGGUUGGUUGGUUGUAUGUACAAAUACGAAUUCAAUCUUGAUCAGACAUGUAUGAACUAGAUUCACAGUAUCGUGUGUACACAAU
This is a messenger RNA of Aaosphaeria arxii CBS 175.79, 2106 nucleotides long. RefSeq lists its product as uncharacterized. The record is from RefSeq and is a predicted model, not a curated record. Gene Ontology annotation, biological process: mitochondrial respiratory chain complex IV assembly; protein insertion into mitochondrial inner membrane from matrix. Gene Ontology annotation, cellular component: mitochondrial inner membrane. Lineage: Eukaryota; Fungi; Ascomycota; Dothideomycetes; Pleosporales. The coding region runs from base 1 to 1770 and encodes 589 amino acids. The transcript is spliced from 3 exons. Gene Ontology annotation, molecular function: membrane insertase activity.